Messenger RNA from Trachymyrmex septentrionalis, 2259 nucleotides. RefSeq names its product lysyl oxidase homolog 3 (gene Loxl1). Gene Ontology annotation, cellular component: membrane. The coding region runs from base 470 to 1987 and encodes 505 amino acids. The transcript is spliced from 8 exons. Gene Ontology annotation, biological process: peptidyl-lysine oxidation. NCBI's taxonomy places the organism in Eukaryota, Metazoa, Arthropoda, Insecta, Hymenoptera, Formicidae. Gene Ontology annotation, molecular function: copper ion binding; protein-lysine 6-oxidase activity. The record is from RefSeq and is a predicted model, not a curated record.
AUGGCUAUUCUAAUCGCGUCGACAUGUGACUUAAACGGGUCAUCAGGGCUAACGAAUCGUUCAGGAAGAGAUCGGCGAUGCGGGAAAAGAAACAAUCCGCCAUCUGGACCGCCGAUGAUCUUAUAAGGCAUCACGUUACAAGUGUGCGUUAUGAAACAAGAAGCGAACGCAUUGCGUACGUUAUAUUGCGUGAUCAGUAGCCCGUGGAAUCGUGCGCACACAGUUUUCAGUACAACGUGAAUUUUUUUCUGUACUCUUCGUAACGAAAGAACAACAACCCGAGGAAAGUAUGAUUAAAACGUGAGUGCUCAUCGAAAUUCUAAUUAUUUUCAAAUAUCGCGUGCAAUAUCGGACGAUAGAUCGUACGCAACGAUAUAUUGAAUGUAAGUCGUGCAAAUCGUGAUUAGAUCCUGGGAAUUGAUAAAGCUUUUGUUUAGUUGAACGUUAAAAUUUUCCAAACGCGAGAAAAAUGAGACUGCAACUGCGACGAGUGGGAAUCGCGUUUAGCUUGAUAAUGCUGUUAGCUGUGUUUGAAUUUUGCACAAGUAACAACGCUACCUGGGCCAGCAAUCGUGACAAGAAGAUGCGCAUAGUUAGGAAGUUAAGAAAGGACUUCCGAAAGUUAAAGAAGCAGGAGGGAGCAUUAAAGCUGACAGGAGGUGAAAACGGCGAACACGAAGGAAACGUGGAAAUACUUCACGACGGGAAGUGGGGCAGUAUAUGCGAUGACGAAUGGGACGACUUCGAGGCCAAUGUGGUUUGCAAGCAAUUAGGCUACAACGGUGCAAUUAAAGCAACGACAUAUGGCCACUUUGGUCAGGCUAGAAGAAGAUACUGGAUGGAUAACGUUUAUUGCGACGGAUCCGAGAUUGAACUCGCGAAAUGCCGUUUCGACGGAUGGGGCAUUUCCGAUUGCGGUAGUAACGAAGCUGCCGGCGUCAUUUGCUCGCACGACGAGGAAACGAGAGCAUCGCCACCAAUUUCGCAAGAAAAGCCAGUAAAGACCAGAAUAAAGGAUACAUAUCAGCAAGGCACGGCUCUACGAUUAUCCGGAGGACGCGUACAUUCCGAGGGUCGAGUGGAAAUUAAAUUAGGCAGUGCAGAUUGGGGUGUCAUCUGCGGCGACAGUUGGUCCAUUCUCGAAGCUGCCGUGGUUUGCCGUCAAUUAGGCCUCGGUUACGCCUCUGACGCAGUGCAGACUAAUUUCUUCGGCAAUGGGGAAAUCAUCCCGAUAUCAAUUACCGGGGUACAGUGCAAUGGGAACGAGGGAAAUCUGGCAGAGUGCCUACAUGACAAGGUUGCAGAUUGUCCAGGAUCAACGGAGAACAUAGCAGGGGUGGUGUGUCAUCGACAGAUGGCUGAUCUUGUGUUCGAUCACAUCGAACUGAUGCGGACGGCGCAUUUGGAAGACCGUCAGCUGUACUGGUUGCAAUGCGCAAUGGAGGAAAAUUGCGUGGCCUCGCAAGCCUACAAGAUGCAAGGCGAGUCUGAAAAUUGGCACCUGGAGACAAGACGAUUGUUACGCUUCACCGCAAGAAUCUUAAAUGCGGGUACCGCGGAUUUCCGUCCAUCUGUGCCUAAACAUUUAUGGGAAUGGCACAUGUGUCAUAUGCAUUAUCAUUCGAUGGAAGUAUUCGCCACUUUCGACGUAAUCGAUUCGAGCGGCAAUAAAGUUGCCGAAGGUCAUAAAGCGUCCUUCUGCCUCGAAGACAAUCAAUGUAUGCCCGAUGUUCAACCCAGAUACAAAUGCGCCAAUUACGGAGACCAAGGUAUUUCCGUUAAUUGCAGUGACAUUUACAAGCACAAUAUCGACUGCCAGUGGGUGGAUAUUUCCGAGCUCGAGCCAGGACAUUAUACGCUCAAGGUCGCGGUAAACCCCGAAUUUAAAGUUGGUGAGAUGUCGUUCGAUAACAACGCGGCGAUCUGCCGCCUUCUUUAUACAGAAACUUUUGCAACUGUCCAUAGUUGCGUAAUGGGACGUCCUUGACAUGCAAUGUGUACACGAUUGCAGAGAUUUUUCUAGCUGGGGACAAUUUACAGGGUGAGAGAUUCAUGUCAAGCGCGUUGGCGUUAACUGGACAUGACGAACAAGAGGCGAUACAUUGCGACCUUGCGAUAGAUUCGUGAAUAAAUUUCACAGUUCAAAAGUAGACUGUCAAUUGAAAAUAAGAUGCAUCGUGAAAUUUAAAAAAUGACAAUUUUUUUCUCUUGCGUCAAAAUGAAUGGAAACAGAAUAUUGCUGUUUUAAAAUUAUUACAC